UAAUCUACUUUACUAAGAUCCUUCUUCUUUAACAGACCCAAGAUGGAGUCAUCUCCAGGGCAGGAUGUUCCAGAGCCUGGAAUGUCUGUGACGGAUCACCUCCAUCCUGUGGGAUUUAUUUUCUACAUUCUAGAACAAUCCUGGAGAUUUCAACACUAUGAAAUAACACACAUGGACUUCAGUAAUCCAUAUGUAAUGACAAGAAAAAACAGUCAGUUGUUGUUUUAAGACACGAAGGUCAGGUGUUCUGGAAUAGUUCUUGCAAGAACAGUAUUGUCAAGUGCAUUUGCAAAACCCAUCAAGCCCCAUGAUGAAACUGGCUCACAUGAAGACCAUCCCAGUAAAGCAAGACCAAAACUGACCUCUGCUGCAGAGGAGAAGUUCAUUUAGAGUUACCAGCCUCAGAAAUCACCAAUUAACAGCACCUCAGAUUAGAGGCGUUAUGAAGGCUUUACAGAGCAUCAGUAGCAGACAUAUCUCAAUAUCAACUGUUCAAAGGACAUUAUUGUGGAUUUCGUCCGCCUUCAGCAUUGUUUUACAAUGUAGAAAGAAAUAAACAUCAGGAAAGACAAUGGAAUUAGAAGGUGUGUCCAAACUUUUGACUGGUAGUAUGUGUAAAAUUAUUUUUUGAAGCAAUCGUGAAAUUCCUGGAUACCUGGAGUGUGAAAUAUUCCAUUUCUGUGUCGAUUUACUUCUUUCUAAAAACCAGUAGAAAGAGACCAGUUUACCUUCACAAAUGAAGGUAUAAGCUUCAGAUAUUAAAGUGUCAUGUUGUUUUACCCAACAGAGUCAAGUCACAAUACACAAACGGCUUCAAAUGCAGUUUAACUGCUCAGACUGUGGGAUGAGUUUUCAGUGUCUGAGUAUUCUCAAACAACACCGGCUCUUUCACACAGGAGAGAAGCCACAUCAGUGCUCACAGUGCGGGAUGAGUUUUAAGGUUCGGAGUGCUCUCGAACAACACCAGGAAAUUCACACAGGAGAGAAGCCACAUCAGUGCUCACAGUGCGGGAAGAGUUUUAAGUAUCAGAGUACUCUCAUACAACACAAGCGCAUUCACACAGGAGAGAAGCCGUAUCACUGCUCUCAGUGCGGGAAGAGUUUUAAUCAUGUCAGUACUCUCAAACGACACGAGCGCAUUCACACAGGAGAGAAGCCGCAUCACUGUUCAGACUGCGGGAUGAGUUUUAAUCGUCUGAAUUCUCUCAAUCAACACAAGCGCAUUCACACAGGAGAGAAGCCGCAUCACUGCUCUCAGUGCGGGAUGAGUUUUAAUCGUCUAGGUACUCUCGAAGAGCACCAGCGCACUCACACAGCAGAGAAGACAUAUCACUGCUCAGAGUGUGGGAAGAGUUUUAAGCACCAGAAUACUCUCAAACAGCACCAGCGCCUUCACACGGGAGAGAAGCCGUAUCACUGCUCUCGGUGCGGGAUGAGUUUUACCCAGCGGACUGCUUUACUAAGCCACCAGCUCACUCACACAGGAGAGAAGCCAUAUUACUGCUCUCAGUGUGGGAAGAAUUUUGCUCAGUGGAGUACUUUAAAAAGCCACCAGCGCAUUCACACAGGAGAGAAGCCAUAUCAUUGCUCAGAGUGUGGGAAGAGUUUUGCUCAGUGGAGUACUUUAAACAGCCACCAACGCAUUCACACCAAAGAGACGCCGUAUCACUGCACACAGUGUGGGAGUAGUUUUAAGUACCUGAGAAAUCUCAAAGAACAUGAACGCAUUCACACAGGAGAGAAGCCACAUCACUGCUCAUACUGCGGGAAGAGUUUUAAGAUUCUGAGUGCUCUCAAACGACACCAGCGCAUUCACACAGGAGAGAAGCCAUAUCACUGCUCAGAGUGUGGGAAGAGUUUUGCUCAGCUGGGUAAUUUACGAAGCCACCAGCGCAUUCACACCACAGAGAAGUCAUAAUCUCACCAAGUCAUCAGCUACUGUAGAAUAAAUGUAUAGAUAAAUUUGCAUUGUUUCCCGUUUUUUGAUGGGAACACUUUGUCGAGGAGGUGUGUCUGAAGCUCCAUGUGCACACACGGCAAUUCAUUGGCUCGGAUAGGACACGUGACAGAGGAAUACAUGCCAGCAUGUCCAUAUAAGGGCAUCUAUGUCACAUAAGAUGCUGCAUCACUGGCCACACCCCAAGCGCCCUUUCGCGUUUCUUUCAGACAAAGGCAAGUUGAAUGGAUGUGACGUAGAUGCCUUUAUAUGGACAUGCUGGCGUUCCUCCGUCACGUGUCCUAUCCGAGCCAAUGAAUGGCACAUGGAUCUUCAGACACACUUUCUCAACAAUGUGUUCCCAUAGCAUCAGCCAUGAUGCAGUCUCGUUCUACAUACGUAACCUGUUGUAGUUUUUGAAUAUGAUAAAAAGAAAUGUCAAAGCUUUUUUGUCAUUUUAAUUACUCUGAGUCAACAGCAAUUAUUUGACUCAAUUUUCAGUGUAUUUGUAUAUAUUUGUACUUUCAUGAUGAAACAGGGGAGUGUAAGUAACAGUAGCGGACUGUAAAGCCAAGGAGGACUGAAGGAAUUACUCCAUUACUCCACUUCCUUAUCUCCGAAGCACUCUUCCCUCAUUAAUUGCUUCAUAGUCUUUUUAAGCUACAACUGCUUUAAAUAAUUCAUAAUUGUUUUGAUAAUAAACAUCAAUUACAGUCAACUUGAAAAAUAUACGUGGAUAAAAUAAAAUUGUUUUGGGAAACCCCCUUCAAUAUUAAAAUGAAGUAAAUUUUCA
Molecule: messenger RNA, 2729 nt
Organism: Hemibagrus wyckioides
Lineage: Eukaryota; Metazoa; Chordata; Actinopteri; Siluriformes; Bagridae
Product: zinc finger protein 135-like
Exons: 3
Coding region: 818-1918 (366 amino acids)
Biological process (GO): regulation of DNA-templated transcription
Molecular function (GO): DNA-binding transcription factor activity, RNA polymerase II-specific; RNA polymerase II cis-regulatory region sequence-specific DNA binding
Source: RefSeq, a predicted model, not a curated record